AAGUUGCACUAGGGCUGGGAUGUCCCCCUGUUCCCAGGUCAGUGCCCUGCCAGCAGCAGAAAGUUAAGCACCCGACUAAAACCGAUUGGAAGCCGAAAGAAACCGGAUUAAGGGGAGGGGCUGUGGGAGGGCUAAAGGACGGGAGUGGUGGGCCGGUUUAAGCCCCAGCUCACGCAGCGAUCUCCAGGGAAAAUCGUCCCCAACUGGGAGAACCCCUCUCCCUAGUGGACACCACAGCCAGCUCUGUCCUCUUUCCUUUUUUCCGUGGGGCGAUAGGAAAACUUCGUCUCCCGCUAACUUGCAGCAGGGGUGCCGGUGGGCGCGGAGUAGCUGCGACCAAGAAAGGAGUGACUGGGGCGCUAAGACGGGCGCUGAGCCGCGCGCUUCAGAGAUGGCCCCUUGGCUGGGUAGGAGACGGCGGCGGCGGCUGCCGCUACUGCUUCUUCACCUCCGGGGCGGCCGCUUCCACCUCCUUCUCCCGGGCCUCCUCCUGCUGCUACUGCCGCCCCUGCCACAUCUCUGCAGCGCUUUCAACCUGGAUGUGGAUAGUCCGGCCGAGUAUUCCGGUCCGGAGGGAAGUUACUUCGGCUUUGCGGUGGAUUUCUUCGCCCCAGAUCCUUCCUCGAUGUUCCUUCUUGUUGGAGCUCCUAAAGCAAACACUACUCAACCAGGCAUUGUAGAAGGAGGACAAGUGCUCAAGUGCAGCUGGUCUUCUAAUCGAAUGUGCAAGCCAGUGGAAUUUGACUCAACAGGCAAUAGAGAUUAUGCCACAAAUGAUCCAUUGGAAUUUAAGUCUCACCAAUGGUUUGGAGCGUCCGUGAGAUCUAAACAGGAUAAAAUUUUGGCCUGUGCGCCAUUAUAUCAUUGGAGGACUGAACUGAAACAAGAGAGAGAACCUGUUGGAACAUGCUUUCUACAAGAUGGAACAAAGACUGUUGAGUAUGCUCCUUGUCGAUCAAAAAAUAUUGAUGCUGAUGGACAGGGAUUUUGUCAAGGAGGCUUCAGCAUUGAUUUUACAAAAGCAGACAGAGUACUUCUGGGAGGUCCUGGCAGUUUUUAUUGGCAAGGUCAACUCAUUUCUGAUCAAGUGGCAGAAAUUGUGUCUAAAUAUGACCCCCAUGUAUAUAGCAUCAAAUAUAAUAAUCAGUUAGCAACUCGGACAGCUCAGGCUGUUUUUGAUGACAGCUACCUAGGCUACUCUGUGGCUGUUGGAGACUUCAAUGAUGAUGGCAUAGAAGACUUUGUUUCUGGAGUCCCAAGAGCUGCAAGGACAUUGGGAAUGGUUUAUAUUUAUGAUGGAAAAAAUAUGUCUUCUUUGUAUAAUUUUACUGGAGAACAGAUGGCUGCAUAUUUUGGAUUUUCUGUAGCUGCUACUGACAUUAAUGGGGAUGAUUAUGCAGAUGUGUUUAUUGGAGCCCCUCUCUUCAUGGAUCGUGGAUCUGAUGGCAAACUUCAGGAAGUGGGUCAGGUCUCCAUGUGCCUGCAGCAAGCUUCAGGAGGAUUUCAGAUCAUUAAGCUGAAUGGCUUUGAGAUAUUUGCCAGAUUUGGCAGUGCUAUUGCCCCUCUGGGAGAUCUUGACCAGGAUGGCUUCAAUGAUGUUGCCAUUGCUGCCCCUUAUGGGGGAGAAGACAAAAGAGGAAUUGUUUAUAUCUACAAUGGAAGAGCCACAGGCUUAAAUUCAGCACCAUCUCAAAUCCUUGAAGGACAGUGGGCUGCUCGGGCCAUGCCACCAAGCUUUGGGUACUCAUUGAAAGGAGCCACAGAUAUAGAUCAAAAUGGAUACCCAGAUUUAAUUGUAGGUGCUUUUGGUGUGGACCGAGCUGUUUUAUAUAGAGCCAGGCCAGUUAUCACUGUAAAUGCAGGACUAGAAGUUUACCCCACUAUUCUAAAUCAAGAUAAUAAGACCUGUCCACUCCCUGGCACAGAUGUCAAAGUUUCCUGUUUUAAUGUGAGAUUCUGCUUAAAGGCUGAUGGCAAAGGGAGGCUUCCGGAGAAGCUGAAUUUCCAGGUUGAACUUCUUUUAGAUAAACUGAAGCAAAAAGGAGCCAUUAGGAGAGCCCUAUUUCUCCAUAACAAAUCACCCGGACACUCAAAGAACAUGAGUAUUUUAAAAGGUGGUCAGAUGCAAUGUGAGGAACUUACAGCAUAUCUACGGGAUGAAUCUGAAUUUAGAGAUAAGCUUACUCCAAUUACUAUUUUUAUGGAAUACCGAUUAGAUUACAAGACAGCAGCUGAUGUGACUGGAUUGCAACCCAUUCUUAAUCAGUUCACUCCUGCCAAUAUUAGUCGACAGGCUCACAUUUUAUUGGACUGUGGUGAAGACAAUGUCUGUAAACCCAAACUGGAAGUUUCUGUACAUAGUGAUCAAAAGAAGAUCUAUAUUGGUGAUGACAACCCUCUGACACUGAUUGUUAAUGCCCAGAAUUUAGGGGAAGGAGCUUAUGAGGCUGAGCUUAUUGUGUCCAUUCCUCCCCAGGCAGAUUUCAUAGGUGGUGUCCGUAACAGUGAGACUUUAUCAAGGCUGUCCUGUGCAUUUAAGACAGAGAAUCAAACACGGCAAGUAGUAUGUGACCUUGGAAAUCCCAUGAAAGCUGGAACUAAACUUUUAGCUGGUCUUCGUUUCAGUGUGCACCAACAGUCAGAGAUAGAUACUUCUGUGAAGUUUGAUUUACAAAUCCAGAGCUCUAAUCUGUAUGAUAAAAUGAGUCCAGUGGUAUCUUACCAAGUUGACCUUGCCAUUUCUGCUGCUGUUGAGAUAAGAGGAGUCUCAAGCCCUGAUCAUGUCUUUCUUCCUAUUCCAAACUGGGAGCAUAAGGAGAAUCCACAGACUGAAGAGGAUGUUGGGCCUGCUGUGCAACACAUCUAUGAGCUGAGAAACAAUGGUCCAAGUUCAUUCAGCAAGGCGAUACUAAAUCUCCACUGGCCUUACAAGUAUAACAACAAUACUUUGCUAUAUAUCCUUCACUAUGAAGUUGAUGGACCAAUGAACUGUACUUCAGAUAUGGAGAUUAACCCAUUAAAAAUUAAGAUUUCAACUCCUCAGAUAGAUGACAAAAAUGAAACAAAUUUAGGACAAGGUGACCGCAAUCAUCACAUCAGUAGACGGGAUAUACCGCACAAUGAAGCAGAUGUACACACUUUGGGAUGUGGAACUGCUGAAUGUUUGAAGAUUGUCUGCCACGUUGGUCGCCUUGAUAGGGGAAAGAGUGUGAUCUUGUAUGUAAAGUCUCUGUUGUGGACUGAGACAUUCAUGAAUAAAGAAAAUCAGAAUCAUUCAUACUCCCUGAAGUCAUCAGCUUCAUUCAACGUCAUCGAAUUCCCCUAUAAGAACCUCCCAAUUGAUGACAUUCACAACUCUACAUUAGUUACCACUAAUAUUACCUGGGGUAUUCAACCAUCACCCAUGCCAGUGCCUUUAUGGGUGAUCAUUUUAGCAGUUCUAGCUGGAUUAUUAUUAUUGGCUGUUCUAGUCUUUGUAAUGUACAGGAUGGGUUUUUUUAAACGGGUCAGGCCACCUCAAGAAGAACAGGAAAGAGAACAGCUUCAGCCUCAUGAAAAUGGUGAAGGGACUUCAGAUGCUUAACAGCUUUUAAUUUAUGCAACUAAACUUUAGAAUUGCCAAAUUCAUUAUGGAUUUCAAUUUCUCUCAAGAGGAAUAAACACUCCAUGACUGCACUGCUAAUCACACCCUUUGGCAUAGAUGAAUAUCCCAACAAUGAAAUGAGACAAUAUGUGUGAACCAUCUCUUGUAUUAACCAUGUUUCUAAUCCAACUAAUAAUGCACAUGCUGACAUGUGGGGAAAUCAUAAAUAUCAUUUAGUGAUUUUGAUAAUCAUAUUUCAAGAGACUGUGCCUUGUUUGAUGCACAUCAGACUGAUAUUUCUUGAAUUGCACAUGGUUUUAAUGAAAAUCUUAAAACCAGCAGCUUUUGUAGUUACUGUUUCUUACAAUGGUUUUAUUUUUUUUUUUCUUUAAGACAAGAAUUUAUUUGGGCCUUUGCAUCCAAUUCUUUUGUACAGAUUCAUAUUGUUAAUUAGUAUUACACUACAGGUGAUUUUCAAGCUACUAAUGGAUGCAUACAACUUAGUGAACUUUGGCUUACAAGAUUAUUUGAAUUCAUUUUACUACUUUACUAUCUAUGUGACUCAUCACAUCAUCAUCAUGUUUCUAAAGUCAUCAUGUUUCUAAAGACUAUAAAUGGCCUAGCUAUAAACAUAAUGUUCAGAAUCACUAAAAAUGUUUGAGCCUUCUGUUUUUAAUUAUGUUUUAAUUUUUAAAAAAGUUUUUGUCUGAAGGACAAGCACUUUAGUUAGUCAAUCUGUAGUCAUGCAAAACAUUACAUGUUUAACUGCAAACUUUUAAAAAUAGUAAUUGAAUUUUAAUAACUACAUUAAAAUCACCUUCCUGAAAGCUAUAAAGUAACAAAUCAUUCCAAAAUUGCUUUUAUUCCCAUUUUUAUAAUUAAAUAAUUUAGAUGUGCUCCUGAUCAAAUAAUUUGGGUACUUCAUUUUAAUCAACUUUUAGGAAGUAAUCAUAGGCUAUUACAAGUGAAAAUAAUAUGAAUGAAAAGAUAUUCAUUGUUGAUGUAGCUGCUUAUUGUUAUUAUUAUUUACUGUGUUCAGUCAAUUUUGUAAUUUGAGAUUGUUUUUCUUAAAUUACAUUUUCAUUUAUAUUUUGAAACUAACUUACCAAAAAAAAAAAAAAAACCUCCAGAUAAAUGGAAAUAAGUUUACUUUGUUUUGAAUUUGCUCUUCCCUCCUUAGCAGAAAUGUUUAUUUGUAAAACAGAAUCAACCCCACACCCCACCCCAGCUCACCAGUGGGUUUAUUUUUGGAGUAAGACAUUACUAAUAUAAAAUGUUUUCCUAGAGUUAAGAUUAGUUAUAAAACAACCUUUAGUUUUUCAUAAUCUGUAAUAGUUUAUAAAAGCAAUUUUUAAAAAUCCUCAUACAAAAACAAAAGUAAGGCUAAUUUUCCAGGCAUUUUAAUGAUAGCUAUAUAUGCAGGAAACUUGUUUUUUUCCAAUCCCUAAGGUGGUGAAUCUUCAAGAGUGAGAUUUUGAUGUGUUCACCAUGCUUUAGGGUUUGAACAUGAUAUUUAUCAUCAGCUGAUUCUGACUUUGCUAACCCUAUGUAAGGACAUUAGGAUGACAAAAUUAGGAUUAAGAAAACUGAACACCCUUUGUAAAGUUUGGUCUUCAUUAUGCAGUGUUAAAUAUUUUUCUUUCUUAAAUCAAGUAUCAUUUCCCCCUUUUAAGUAUUAUAGGAAGCCUCAAAAGUAUUUCCUUUUUUCAUUGAAUAAUUCUUUGUACGUGAAAUAAUGUUGGGCUAUAUUCACAAAAUAGAAAUAUAUAUAUGUGAGCUUAUACAAAUUAUUUGCUUAGUGAAGUUCUUUAUGUAAUUUUAAUAAGCAUAUUAUUUGGCAAAAGAAUUUAAAAUCAAAUGUAUUUUUGGAGCAGUGCUUUUUGCCAACAAUUUAAAAAGGGAUCUUACGUGUAGAGUAAAUAUUUUAUAUUGUGAAUGAACUUGAUAUUUUGUAGAGAAAUUAUUUGUGAUAAAUAUCCUAAGGCCUUUUCACUAUGUAGCUACCUUGAAUUUUACUGAUACCCCUCAAACAGUCACUUUAGCCAUUUUCAUAAUUGAUAAUAUUUACUGCUACUGAAUCGUUUAUGUGGCAAUAUACACUCAUCAUUUAAAGUCACAGAAAUUUUAAAAUUAGACAUGUUGCAAUCUGUUCUCUUCUUGGCCUGUACCUAUAAUUAAAGCACAUUGUAGUAUUAUAAAAGCAAAGACUGGAUGAUCCAUUAACACUGGAGAUAGUAGUAAAAAAAAAUGAAAUAUAUCCAGAACUAUAAAUGUGACUCAUGAAAAAGAUGAAGAAAUGCCAAAUCUAAUUUUUAUAAAAUGUAUAACUUAAAGAUUUCUCUUUCUGAAGCAAAUGUUGAAAAAGAAUGAAAAUAUUGGUUUUUAUUCCAAAGUAUGAUGUGAAUGUAUAUAGUUUUCCCUAUAAUAGUUCUACUAUAUAUAUGUGUGUGUAUGUACAUAUAUAUAUAUAUAUCUGUAUUGCCAAAAAAAUUGCUACUUUGUUAAUGAGUAAUUUACAAUUUUAGAUAUAUACCUUAUAAUUUGAUUCUUAGAGAUAGCAUAAAAAUGAGUUUGAAAAUUUUAAUUGGCAAUAAAGGUACAGUUAGUAUGACCUAAAAGUUAAAGUAUAAAUAUUUGCUUAAAAUUUGCUUUUUAUAAGAAACUUUUACUGAUAGUGCUACUAGUAUUACCCCUUCCUUUCCUUUUUCCUUUAUCUUUUUAUUUUUUUUUUUAAGUUGUUAAGGGUGUAAUUUUGGUGAUGUUGUUCUAGGGACAUUUAAAACAUAAAAACAAAAAACUUAAUAGCCAUUUUAAAAAAAGAGUCAGUUUUUCCUCAAUUUUGAAAUUAAUGUAAUCAUGCUGAUUAAGGUAAUAUUUACUUUCAGAGAAAAUGUGUGAUUGGAAAGUUAGACUUCCAGAAUUGAGAAAAUUCUGGAAUAUUUUUUUAAAAUUAUCCAACUAAUUAAAAAUAAGUUUGAUGGCAGGAUCAUGACAGGAUCGUGAUAAGCACCAUGUUGCUGGUUUUCACAAAUCCAAUUGGUAUAGGUUGGUGUUUCUUCAAAAGGUACAGAACUCAAUGCUAAGAGGUUAUUAUCAGAUGUCUUUUUUAUUUUCUUUUUUACUUUUUGGCAUCAUACUCUUUGGUAACCAAUCAUCAUCAACACUGCCACCUAGUGUAAAAGUAAUAUGUUACCUGUGGUAAUUUUUAAAAUUAAAAUUAAAAGACAGUUUCUCUUGGAAAAGAAACAGAAUUGAAAAUUUUAUACUAGAAUCAAGAAACCUAUGAUGCAUUCAUGUUUUUGUAGUACAUGUUUUCAUUGGUGAAGUGGUUUGGAGUAAAACUUUGUAGACUUCCAAUAUGAAGAGUAUUUACUAGGUACUGAAAUUUUGGGGGAUAGGUACUGAAUCUUUUACUUUUUAUUCUCAAGUGCAAUAUAACAAUUUAACAAGGCUUGGGUAAUUCCAAAGUUAUUAUUAAUUUAAUAGUCCUAAUCUAAUAAAAGAUUGUGCUUUUGACAGUCUGAUUCUGCUGUUUUUAUAAGGCAAAAGAACUUUGCUUUUGUUCCAUUCAGAAAGUUGAUUUUAGACUGCAUUUAGGUAUCAUUUCUAACCAACCUAAUGCAUUAAAAAGAAAAUACUGUACUACUUAAUAACUUAUAUCCUGACAAAUAGGAGCCUUAAGCCUAGAAGUCUAUAAUCUGUGACAAAGUAAAGAUCUUUUAUUUACUUAAAAGGGAGAAAUAACAUUCCUUCAGUUUCAGUGGAAGUUUUACCUGUUAAAGAAGAGCAUAAUUAGUUCUAUGUGGUUUUAAAGCAUUUUAUGACAACUUAGAAAAUACAUGUAUCAAAUUGAAUGAUACAUAAAAACUGUAGAAAGCAAUUUUCUUUGUUUAGUUACUCUGACCACCCAUAUUGGGUAUGGCAUGAAAAUAAAAUUUUUCAUUUUCUAACUCAGUGAUUUGAGUUAGAUAAAAAUUGAUACAGUGCUCUGCAAAGUGUUUGCAAAGUAUAACUAUAGUAACUAUACAAUAAGAUUGGGCAGGGCAUAUGAUGCCACUUCUGCUCUUGUUCUUUAUAUUUUCACUGUAUCUUUUCCUUUAAAAAAUGUUCUUUUGACACAAUGAGCCAUCAGUAAUUCACUAAAUGGUAACUUUGUGGCCAUAAAGAGAAGAAAUGAAACAAAAGCAAUAUAAUCUUAAAAUAUAUUCUUAUGAAAUCAUUAUUCAUGGAAAUAACAACAAUCCUUAGAAUUUAAGUAAAAUAUAUAAGGAUUUAAAAAGGCAAUAUCACACUGACCUUUUAAAGUAAGAUUGGUUGUUAUUUGGAAAACUAGACAGUUAUCUCUAAAUUUUAAAGAAAUAUAUAUAUAUAUAUAUAUAUGUAGUAACAUUUUAGAUGCUAUAUAUAUAUAUAUAUAUAUAUAUAUAUAUAAAACAUCUAAAAUGUUACUACAAAAAAUGUUAGUAAACUUCCUUUCCUCCCCCAGCUGUUCAAUAAUAGAAGACUAAAGAAAAAUCAAGUUAUCCUUUGGAAUUUUUGAAAUAUAUUCAUUGAUCAAAUAUUUAUAAUUUAAAAGGCAUGGAAUUAACAAAAACAACCAUAUCAAUUUAUUCUAAUAAAAGCAAAAUAUAAUGAUAAGAGGUCUAUGAGUUAUAGUGCUAUGUUUAGAAAAAUGAUUACUGAUAUUAACUUACAUUGUGGCUAUUGUGAUAUGUUUCUUAAAUUCAUUUUAUCUCAGAGAUCCUCUUCCACCUCUGUGAUAAGGUUUAUUUGUUGAAAUGAACCCUGAUUUUUUCCCCAAAUAUGUUUUAAGAUGUUUAAUGAUGGUGUACUUGAGUAAAUCCUAUUGUAAAAAUCCAUCUUGAGUCCUGAGAACUUUGCAAUAAAAUACCUCUACAUACAAAA
Sarcophilus harrisii (Tasmanian devil) is the source of this 8488-nucleotide messenger RNA. RefSeq names its product integrin subunit alpha V (gene ITGAV). The coding region runs from base 392 to 3583 and encodes 1063 amino acids. Gene Ontology annotation, molecular function: integrin binding. Gene Ontology annotation, biological process: cell-matrix adhesion; integrin-mediated signaling pathway; angiogenesis. The transcript has 30 exons. NCBI's taxonomy places the organism in Eukaryota, Metazoa, Chordata, Mammalia, Dasyuromorphia, Dasyuridae. The record is from RefSeq and is a predicted model, not a curated record. Gene Ontology annotation, cellular component: integrin complex; external side of plasma membrane.